Dictyostelium purpureum is the source of this 2103-nucleotide messenger RNA. RefSeq lists its product as uncharacterized. Gene Ontology annotation, cellular component: membrane. NCBI's taxonomy places the organism in Eukaryota, Evosea, Eumycetozoa, Dictyosteliales, Dictyosteliaceae. The transcript is spliced from 4 exons. Gene Ontology annotation, molecular function: myo-inositol:proton symporter activity. Bases 1 to 2103 code for a protein of 700 amino acids. The record is from RefSeq and is a predicted model, not a curated record. Gene Ontology annotation, biological process: transmembrane transport.
AUGGAUAAUAAUAUUAAUAAUAAAAUCAAACUUUAUAAAUUAAAUAAUGAAUUCGUAGAGGUUAGAAUAGGAAAUAAUUUAAAAGAUAUAUCAAUUUCAAUAAUUAAAUAUUUUAUUAAAAAUGAAAUUAUUUAUUUGGAAAUUGAAAAUAUUUUUUUAGAUUUUUCUUUCAGAAAAAAUAAUUUUGACCAAAAUGAUAGAACACCACCAACCAAUAUCAACAAUAAAGAUAAUUAUGAUAUAAAUAAUAAAAAUAAUAAAAUUAAUUUUUAUAGAGAAAUUACAAAAUUUUCAUUUGUAGAAUUCAAACACUGUUUAAUCAAUAUUUUUAUUAAAAUCAAAGAAGUAAAUCAUAAUAAUAAUAGUAAUAAUAAUAAUAAUAAUAGUGAUUGCCAGAGUUUGAAUUGUGAAAAUAAUAAAAAUAAUUAUAAUUUUAUAGAAUUAAAACCAAAUGUGACUGAUAAUAGCAUUAAUUUAAUUUAUUUUAAUAAUUAUAAUUUUAAAAAUGACAUUUUUUCAUGCCAAAGAAAUAGUUUAGAUAAACAAAUUUUAUAUUUGAUAAAUAAUAAAGGUAUAGAAAUAAAAUCAAUUAUGUUUGGUAAAGAAAAAAUUGUUGGGGAAGAAGAAGAUGAAACACCAUUAUUAAAAGAAUCAUCAUACCUUACUAUUAAUGAAAAUGAAAUUGUAACAGCAAGCAGCAGCAAUAGCAGUAGCGGUGACCACAAUGAAUCAAAACUAUCAUUGUUUUUAUUUUUAAAUGUGUGUUUUUCAGUAUUAAGCACAUUACAAUUUGGUUAUAAUACAGGUGUUAUUUCACCAACCAUUGUAGAAAUCCAAAAAUUAUUAAAUUUAGAUUUAAAUCAAAAAUCAAUAUUGGUGUCAUCAGUAUUAUUUGGAGCUAUGGCAGGAUCUUUUUCAAGUGCAUUUUUUGUAGAUAGAAUUGGUAGAAAAUGGUCAUUAUUAAUAAACAAUUUCUUUUAUAUAUUGGGUCCAUUUCUUUGUUCAAUUGGAAAAAACUAUGUUACUCUAUUAUUUGGUCGUUUAAUAACAGGUUUUGGUGUAGGUGUAGCAUCGUCUGUCGUACCAUUGUAUAUUGGAGAGAUAUCACCAACAUCACUUAGAGGUGCAUUAGGUUUACUCAGACAAAGUACAGUAACAUUUGGUAUCAUGUUAUCAUCAUUAGUAGCAUACGGUUUAAUAGUUUACUCGGACGGCUGGAGAUAUACAUUUGCAAUUGCAGCAGCACCAUCACUCAUUCAAAUGGUACUCUCUUAUUGGUUUGUAGAGACACCAAGAUACUUAAUAUCAAAGAAUAAAGCACAGGAAGCCAAGGUUAUAAUUAAAAAGAUUGAACCACAUCUUUCUGAACAACAAAUCGAUAUGCAGGUAUCUAAAAUCAAGCAAUCGAUCAAUGAACAAAAAGGAAGUGAUGAUAGUUGGUUACAGCUCUUCCAAAUUCAGUACAUCAAAAUCUAUAUUAUAGCAUUUGGUUUGAACAUGCUCCAACAACUAGUUGGUAUAAACUGUGUUAUUUACUAUAGUACCAUUAUCCUUCAAGAUGCAGGCUUUGUUAAAAAUACUGCAGUACUCAUUUCAGCAUUGGUUGGAAUACCCCAGCUAAUUAUGCUUUUGAUAUCAGUAUGGCUUAUUGACCGUUUUGGAAGAAAACCCCUCUUAAUUUAUGGUUUAAUUGGUAUGAUUGUUGGUAUGGGUAUUUUAGGUUAUCCAUUCUAUAACAAUUCUUCGUCUACUGGUGUAUUCGAUAACAAAGCAAAAGGCUGGGUAGCUGUAGCUGGUAUGAUUUUCUUCAAGUUAAUGUUUUCGGUUGGUCUUGGCCCAAUACCAACCAUUAUUACCUCUGAAAUCAUUCCUUCAAAAAUUAGAGGUAAAGCAAUGGCAAUCUCCCAACUUUUAAAUUGGUUAGGUAAUUGUAUCGUUAAUAUAAUGUAUUUACAUAUGGUUGACUCCCCAUUAGGUCAAGCCGGUACUUUUUGGUUCUUUGGUGGCAUCAGUUUAAUAACCUUACUAUUUGUAAUAUUCUUGGUACCCGAAACUAAAGGUAUUUCAAUCGAAGAACUAUCAAAGAAAUUAUUUAUUAUUUAA